AUGAUCAAAAAAGUUCACUUCAGGGUUUUCGACGUUGGCGGUCAACGAUCCGAACGGAAAAAAUGGAUUCAUUGUUUUGAAAAUAAUCGAAUGCUUGAAUCACAACGUCUCUUUGAAUCGAUCUGCAACAGCCGAUGGUUCAUCAACACUUCGAUUAUUUUGUUUAUGAAUAAAAAAGAUCUGUUCAUGGAGAAGAUCCAGCGUGUGUCCAUCAAAACAGCGUUCCCAGAAUACUCAGGU
Messenger RNA from Ostertagia ostertagi, 240 nucleotides. NCBI's taxonomy places the organism in Eukaryota, Metazoa, Nematoda, Chromadorea, Rhabditida, Trichostrongylidae. The record is from the annotation of a GenBank genome assembly.